UCACAAUUUCUCAAGACUGAGUGCUUAGUCUCGUUAAUGCACAUUUAAUAUCAAUUUUAGAAAUGUCUAGUAAUGGACUGUGAGUUAAUACUAAAGCGUGCUGAGCGUUUAUGCCCCCCUGUAUCCAGUCAGUAGUGGCGCGGUCCUGUCUGGUGUAAUUUUGAGGACAAGGGCAACGUGCGAUCUCAAUGUUGUUUUCCCAUCCUGGGGUAAAUAUGGCGAGGUUUCUGAGGCCUAACGUGAGGGGUUUUAUCAGCUCACAGUUGAGGAUGUCAUCCGACCAGCUGGGUGAGCUGGGCAAAGGAGCCGGGAAAGGUGGAGGGGGAGGAGGCUCUAUCCGGGAGGCAGGAGGAGCCAUGGGCAAGAAGCAGGCCGCCGAGGAGGAGAUGUACUUCAAGCGUAAGGAGCAGGAGCAGCUGGCUGCACUGAAGCAGCACCACCAAGAGGAGAUCGACCACCACAAGAAGGAGAUUGAGCGCCUGCAGCGUGAGAUUGACCGCCAUAAGGGAAAAAUCAGGAAGCUGAAGCACGACGACUGAGUGAAAUCCGGCAGCGACUUGAAGUGAUCCUCAUCGUCCUUACCGAAUAACUUGUUAGUAAUCAGCCGGAUUGCUGCAUGCACUGUUCUCACCAGGCCAGCCAUGGAUGUGUGUAUUAUAAAUACUUUGAAGUCAUUAAAACAGCUGUGAUAAAAUGGUUGUUGUUGCCACAUUAUGUUAAACAUGAGAUUGAACCUUUUGUUUGGUGUACUGUGUAUUUCAGAUUAAAAAAAAAAUCAUAAAGAAA
This is a messenger RNA of Myripristis murdjan (pinecone soldierfish), 786 nucleotides long. RefSeq names its product ATP synthase inhibitory factor subunit 1b (gene atp5if1b). Lineage: Eukaryota; Metazoa; Chordata; Actinopteri; Holocentriformes; Holocentridae. The transcript has 3 exons. The coding region runs from base 189 to 539 and encodes 116 amino acids. Gene Ontology annotation, molecular function: ATPase inhibitor activity. Gene Ontology annotation, cellular component: mitochondrion. Gene Ontology annotation, biological process: negative regulation of ATP-dependent activity. The record is from RefSeq and is a predicted model, not a curated record.